Nelumbo nucifera (sacred lotus) is the source of this 4058-nucleotide messenger RNA. RefSeq names its product Telomerase activating protein Est1 (gene SMG7). Lineage: Eukaryota; Viridiplantae; Streptophyta; Magnoliopsida; Proteales; Nelumbonaceae. Gene Ontology annotation, biological process: nuclear-transcribed mRNA catabolic process, nonsense-mediated decay. Gene Ontology annotation, cellular component: telomerase holoenzyme complex. The record is from RefSeq and is a predicted model, not a curated record. Gene Ontology annotation, molecular function: telomeric repeat DNA binding; protein binding; telomerase RNA binding.
GGAAAAAUAUAGAUAAGAGGGGGUGGUGGGUCGUGGCCGCCUGGACCAAACACCAAACCAGGAACAGGAAGAAUUUAUCGAUGGACAAAAACCUAAGAAACCCUAGAUUCCUCUCAAAUCUCUAAUCUCUGGCUGGCUUUAUAGGAGAUUUCGGUCUUCGGGGAACAGAAAAGGAGGAUUCGAUCAAUCGGAGUAUCUCGAGUUGGUCUGUUGUGGAUGAGAUCUCCCCGGAUCUGCUCCAAAAGCCUGCAGAGGGAAGAUUUAAUGCUGUGUUUUGAGAUUGGAGCUGUGUUCUUUGAAGUUGAAGUAUUUAAUAGAUGCAUUUGAUGGAUGAUGACUGUUCUGAUGGAUAACUUGGGAGCUCCUUCAUCAAGGGAGCUUGUUCAACGCCUUUACAAUAAGAAUAUUGAGCUGGAAAACAGACGUCGUAAGUCAGCGCAGGCAAGAAUUCCUUCUGAUCCCAAUGCAUGGCAACAAAUGCGUGAGAACUAUGAGGCCAUAAUACUUGAGGAUCAUGCUUUUUCUGAGCAGCAUGAAAUAGAGUAUGCUCUGUGGCAGUUGCAUUACAGGAGAAUCGAGGAGCUGAGAGCAUACUUGACAGCUGCGUCCCAGAAUGGGAAAGGUCCUUCUCGCCCUGAUCGGAUUACAAAAAUCCGCUCCCAAUUCAAGACCUUUCUUUCAGAAGCAACUGGAUUUUAUCAUGAUCUAAUUCUGAAGAUCAGGGCAAAGUAUGGAUUGCCUCUCGGCUAUUUCUCUGAGGAUCCAGAGAAUCAAAUUGUUCUGACAAAAGAUGGGAAGAAGUGUGCUGAGAUGAAGAAAGGCUUGAUGUCCUGUCACCGUUGUCUAAUAUAUUUGGGUGACCUUGCUCGUUACAAAGGAAAUUAUGGAGAGGGUGAUUCCAGAACUCGUGAUUAUGCAGCUGCUUCAAGUUAUUACUUGCAAGCUGCCUCUCUGUGGCCAUCAAGUGGCAAUCCUCAUCAUCAGCUUGCAAUAUUGGCCUCUUAUUCUGGUGAUGAUUUGGUGGCAAUUUAUCGCUACUUUCGAAGCUUGGCAGUGGAUAGCCCUUUUUCAACUGCAAGGGACAACUUGAUCAUUGCAUUUGAGAAGAACCGUCAUAGUUACUCACAGCUGCCUGGGGAACCAAAAUUGUCUAGUGUCAAGACAGUCCCCACGCGGGUUUCUGGGAAAGGAAGAGGGAAGGGGGAAGCAAGGUCUCCAUCUAAAGAUGCCAAAAUUGGAGCUGUGAAGGAUCAAUCAGCUAAUAUUCCUGAGAUUUUUAAAGCAUUCUGUAUUCGGUUUGUUCGACUGAAUGGCAUUCUUUUUACACGCACAAGCUUGGAAACUUUUGGAGAUGUCUUCUCUUUGGUUACUAGUGAUUUGCGUGAGCUGCUUUCUUCUGGGCAAGAAGAGGAGCUAAACUUUGGUUCAGAUGCUGCUGAGAAUGGGCUUACUAUCAUUAGGAUUAUUGCCAUUCUUGUAUUCACAGUUCACAAUGUGAAUAGGGAGGUUGAUGGCCAGUCAUAUGCCGAAAUCUUACAGCGGUCUGUUCUACUUCAGAAUGCAUUUACUGCUGCUUUUGAGUUUGUGGGUCACAUUCUUGAAAGAUGUAUACAGUUGCUUGAUCCAUCAUCAAGUUUUCUUUUACCAGGCAUUCUUGUUUUUGUGGAGUGGUUGGCCUGCCGUCCUGACAUUGCUGCUGGCAGUGAUGUUGAGGAGAAGCAAGCUUCUGCACGAUCAUUCUUCUGGAACCAGUGGAUAUCCUUUAUGAACAAGCUCAUGUCAUGUGGAUCUGUGCCUAUUGAUGAUAAUGAAGAUGAGAGUUGCUUUUUCAAUAUGAGCCGGUAUGAUGAAGGUGAAACAGGAAAUCGCAUUGCCCUGCCAGAGGACUUUGAGUUAAGGGGAUUCUUACCACUUAUUCCUGCACAACUCAUUCUGGAUUUUUCAAGGAAGCAUUCCUUUGGUGAUGGUGGGAACAAAGAGAAAAGGUCUCGUGUCCAGAGGAUUGUAGCAGCAGGAAGGGCUCUUGUAAAUGUAGUUCGAAUUGAUCAGCAGGGAGUUUAUUUUGAUCAGAAACUGAAGACAUUUAUUAUUGGUGUUGCGCCUCAAUUGGCUGAGAAUACCCUUACUUGUUCAGAAGUAGCCAAACCUAAUGGUGUGAAACAAGUAAAUUCAGUGGAAGAAAAUUUGAAUUUGGAGGCAAUGCAAUCAAAAGCACAGUUCUAUAUGGAAGGUGAAGAUGAGGAUGAGGAAAUUGUUUUCAAACCAACAGUGGUUGACAAACCUGUUGAUCAGAUGAUUCCAAAGUGGAUGCCAUAUGAUACUUGGGGUCCUGUCCCACAUGCUACCAAUGCUGAUUAUGGAGCUUAUGUCAGUUCAACCUCAGCCACUACCAACAAUCUUUCCCUGCCAAUUUCUCUGGAUUCAAGUUCAAGACUGUCAGCCCCUUUUGCUAAUAACAUUCCCAGUCAUCUUCAACCAAUUAGUACAAGUGCUUCAAAGUGGAUUAUGGAUCAGCAAGAUUCUCUUGCAACUGGCUUGGCAAAUUUGAGCUUUGUGGGGAAUGGGCUGAUUAGAAAACCAGAAUUACAAGAAGGCUUUAAUAUUUCACAGCCACCUUCUGAUCUUUCACAUCUUCCACAGCCCAACAUCAUUGCUGGCAAUAUGUUUUUGGGUUCGACAAAGGCUCCAGGAACUGAGAUACCAUCUAAAUUUGAUUCAAUUAUGUUGCCAGGAACUAAUGCUGAGAAUUUUACUGUGAAGCCGUCAUCAGUGUCUCAUGCAAAUUUGAGAAAAAGUCCAGUGAGCCGACCUGUUAGGCAUCUUGGACCCCCACCUGGGUUUAGUACUGUUCCUCCUAAACAGGUGGAUGACCCCAUAUCUGGUUCUGAUUUGAAGACUGGAAAUCCAUUAAUUGAUGACUACAGCUGGUUAGAUGGAUAUCACUUAUCAUCAACAAAAGAAACAACACAAAACUCCAUCGGUCACAUGACACAUGCUUAUCCCCAUUAUAGUGUUACAAGUAGCAGCAGCAGCAGCAGUACAUCUACCUUUCCUUUUCCUGGAAAACAAGUUCCAAGUGUGCAGCUCCCAGUGGAAAACCAGAAAAGCUGGCAGGAGCAUUUAAAACUCUACCAGGGACAGCAGCAUCAGCUGCUUCAGCAGGGAAAUAAGGAGGCUACUCCAAUUCCAGAGCAAUAUCAGGGACAGUCUCUCUGGACAGGCCGUUUAUUCGUGUGAGAUCCUUAUCAGAGCAUAGAUGGUUUUGAAGAAUCUAUUUUGGUGAAGCCUUGUGGCCUGGUGCUACUGAAUUUGGCCUCGACCUUUGCAGCAGCCUUAAGUGUUAUUAAAUUUCUGUUGGAGCAUUGAUGGUCUUGGAGUGUUGCAGGCACUUGCCUCUGAAUCAGCUUGUGCCAAGAUUUCCAGACCAGAGGAGCAAACAUCCUGAAGGGGUGUAAUGAUGAGAAAACUUCUAAAAGUAAAUGCCUUGUCUGGUUGGGAUUGGUUGGAGAUUUAAUGAUUAUCAAGAUCUUCGAUGGGUUUGGGGUGGUGUCUCAUAGAGCUGGUUGAAGUGAAUGGAAGUAUUUGCCACAACUAGACUGUGAGAACAGUUCAUCUGUUGGAGAAAGGUGUAGCCGUUGAAGGAAUGUCAUUAAUCAUUAUAGUCAUCACCGUCAGCAGCAGCAUCAGCAGCAAUAGGCAGUUAUGAUGUGUUAAGAUAGAUACUUGGAGAGAGUGUAGCUUUGCUUGAUAACUUCCCGGAGCACAUCAUGUUGGUGGAGGGUUCCUGAAAGGAGUUUAGGUUAUAAUGAAAUAAAAUGGGACGGUCGCUGAACGGGAAGUAUAUGAAGAGAAUAAUAUCUAAAUUAGUAUGAUACUGCUAGUGGUUAAGAUGCUAUUCCAGGGCUUGUAUAAGAUUGAUAAUAAUGUUAUUGAACUCCGAAUGGUUUUCUUUUGUUUCAGUUGAAUCUGUUGUCCGGCUUUGAACUGUUGGUAAAUUACCUAAUAAAUGAUUGUGUGAGAAAAGUAAAUAAAUUGUUGAAAUCCCAUCUUUUUGCUUU